AUGGCGACAUUAGCUGAUCAGCGUACAGGCAGUGCCCCUGUCAGCUGGGCAUACUUCUGCACCAAGAGCAUAACCGGAUUUAUGUACUUCGGCUUGCUGGAGGCGGUGGGUGCUAGCACGCCGUUGGCGCGGUGGUGUGCCUUUCAGCUGCUCACGCCGCUGGUGAAGUGCUAUCACCUGCGCACUGCGGGUCUUUACACGCACAAUAUGUUUGUCUUCUCCAUGGUUCACGACUUGAUUCUGUCCACACUCUUCUUCGGAUUUGUGGCUGGCCUGCGCGGCCUGCGGUUCAUGCUGGCGAUGCCCGUUGUGUUCCCGCUGCUGAGCCUGCUUGAGUGGAUCGGCUUCAAGCUGCUUCUGCCCGAGGCGAAGUAUGUCGUCAAGCCUAUCGAUUGGGUUGGCCAGGUUGCGACCUUCGCAGUGGGAGGGGCGAUGUCUCUGACACUCGGCCUCACCGCUGACCAAGGGACUCGACCGCUUCAUCACGACUUUGUGGCCUUUAUUUGCGUGCUGCUAUGGACGGACCUGCAGUUUGGGGUGACGCAUUGCAUGUGCCAUCGAGUUUUGUGGCUGUGGAAGCGUCACAAGAUUCACCAUGAAUAUGGGAAGGGCGAGCUGAACUCAAUGGCCAAUGUGCAUGGAGAUGCGCUGGACGAAGUGCUGAUGAAUGGCGUGCUGGUGCUCCCGAUCCUCGCGUGCGGGUGGUUUAGGCUCUACCCUUCGACCCUUCCGUUCCUGGAGUGGUUCUAUCUCAUUCCUUUCUCGCAUCUCCGCUUUCAGCCUUCCGUUGUAAACUUGAUGGCCUUCUUUGAGUUUGAUCUCCUGGACAUGCUCCUCUGCCAGCCGCGCAUGGGCGCUUUCCACACCAUACACCAUGAAGUGGUCGCAAUCAAUUUCUCCGUUUUCGGGAUUGUUCCUGACUCGGUGUGUAGAGCCAUUGCCGGGAAGUUUUCGACUCUGGGGAGCACAACUUUGCAGAGCUGA
This is a messenger RNA of Effrenium voratum, 984 nucleotides long. Lineage: Eukaryota; Dinophyceae; Suessiales; Symbiodiniaceae. The record is from the annotation of a GenBank genome assembly.